Messenger RNA from Oncorhynchus mykiss (rainbow trout), 4607 nucleotides. The record is from RefSeq and is a predicted model, not a curated record. Lineage: Eukaryota; Metazoa; Chordata; Actinopteri; Salmoniformes; Salmonidae.
GUCGCUAGGAGCUGUCCGCAGUGCUGAAACGACGGUGGUGCGCUGACUUGAAGAAAGAGAACGGCAUACCCAACGAUCUAUCUAUCUAUCGAUUUAGCGAACGUUGAAAUUGAAGUCUCUGUCUAUCAGCUGAUAACGACAUGAGAACAUAGCUCUCAGUGGAGCGCCAGUGCUGCGCAGUGUGCGAUCCCGAGGUCUCACAGCAAGUGGCUUUUGCUGUACGAGCAGUCUCUAUUUCAUUUUAAGGAAAAGUGUUGAUCCCAAGGACAUUCCUUUCUAUUAGCAGAGGACCAAUACUGAAAGCAAGCAUGAGUGCGGCACGAGAUUACAUAGUCGUUCUGAUGGUUCUUUUUGCAAUGAUGACUGACAUAGGCGCUAAAGGCUCCUAUUCUGAGGAUGGGACGUCCGUCACACAGAGGGGACAGUCUGAGAGUGGUGGCCCCAGCCUGUACCCCACCACACAUGACACAGACAGUGAGGUCCCCCUGGUGACAACCGCCCCGACCCUGAAUGUCCCCAACCACCACCCUCUCUACAAGGGCUUCCUCUUACAGGAGUCCCUCCAAGGACAGGGGCAUUUCUUUGAGGACAGUGGGGGUGUGGAGACCCACCCCGCUAUGCCACCCUCAGGUCCCCACUUUGCCAGGGACCCCUCCUCCACUCACACGGUGCCACACAAGGACGCGCUAGUUUUCUCCGAUGUUGCCUCAACCACUACCACUGUGGCAACAGCCACGUCACCGUUGGCAACAAAGGGCAGCAUUGCUCCAGAGGGGCGUGUCUCUGUGAAUCAGAGAGUAGCGUUGACCAAUGGCAGGGGAGGGAGGACAGAGGAGGAAGCUGAUGCCAUGGAUACCCUGACCACUCCUGUCAUGCACACCUCCGCUCCCUCACCCCACUCAAACACCCCCAACCUGGCUGCUCCUAUGGGUGAUAGGUACUCUGAGGUCCCCACUGCAUCCACCAUGACUCCCCCAGCCUUGACCACUUUGGUGGAGAAGGUUGCAGGGAAGUCAGAAGAACACAACAUGGGCCACGCCAGUGAUGGGAUAGAGAUUGGGACAUCGGUAGUAUCUGGUGUUGUGGAUGAGGAGACCACUUCGACCACUAUAACCACAACCACCAUCAUCACCACCAUGCACUACCCAGCUCCCUGCAUCUUCAACUUGACAUCACCAGAGGGCUACAUAGAGACGCCCCAGCCGUCCAGCUCUCAUUCCUACUCCUCUGUGGACUGCACCUACACCGUCACGGUCUACACGGGCUAUGGAGUAGAGAUACAGGUGAUGAACGUGAGCCUGUGGGAGGGGGAGCGGGUGACGUUUGAGGACCUGGGGGGCGGGGAGCCCUCUGUUCUGGCCAACGAGUCUAUCCUGUUGAAGGGCCUGGUGGUACGCAGCUGGAGCAACCACAUCACCAUCCAAUUCCACAGCCAGAGACAGACCCAGCCUGGGUCCUUCCUGCUCAGAUACCAAGCCUUUGUGUUGAGCUGUACCUUUCCCCAGCGGCCGGUCUGUGGGGAUGUGUCUGUGAGCAGCCUCCACUCUGGUGGAGAGGCCUACUUUUACUGUCUGACUGGGUACCAGCUGCAGGGAACCAACACACUGACCUGCCUCAACGCCAGCACCCCCUACUGGAGCGGCACAGAGCCGCAGUGCCACGCUGCCUGUGGUGGCAUUGUCCGGAAUGCCACGGUCAGCCGCAUUGUUUCGCCCGGUUUCCCUGGCAACUACAGCAACAACCUGACGUGCCAUUGGCUUCUGGAGGCCCCAGAGGGACAACGAGUGCAUGUCCACUUUGAGAAGGUGGCCCUGGCAGAGGACGAUGACAGGCUUCUGAUCAAAAAUGGGAACAACAUUGAUUCUCCUCCGCUGUAUGACUCAUAUGAGGUGGAGUACCUGCCCAACGAGGGCCUGGUGAGCACCUCCAGAUCCCUCUUCAUAGAGCUCACCACUGACGGUGCAGGCACCUCCACCGGCAUCGCCAUCAGAUACCAAGCGUUUGCAGUGGGCCACUGCUAUGAGACGUUUGUCAAGUACGGUAACUUCACCAGUAAUGACAGCACGUGGGCAGUGGGGACGGUGGUAGAGUUCACCUGCGACCCUGGCUACACCCUGGAGCAGGGCUCUGUCAUCAUUGAGUGCAUGGACCACAACAACCCCCAGUGGAACGAGACUGAGCCCGCCUGCAGAGCUGUUUGCAGUGGAGAGAUGACUGACUCUGCUGGAGUGGUCCUGUCUCCUAACUGGCCGGAGGCCUACGAUAGCGGCCAGGACUGCAUCUGGGGGAUUCACGUGGAGGAGGACAGGAGGAUCAUGCUAGACAUCCAAGUCCUCAAUAUAGGGAAGAACGACCUGCUGACAUUCUAUGAUGGUGAUGACCUGACUGCUACAGUGCUGGGCCAGUACGGUGGCUCACGGCCACACUUCAAAAUCUACACCUCCAUGGCCGACGUCACCAUCCAAUUCCAGUCUGACCCGGCAACCAACAUCUACGGCUAUGGCAACGGCUUUGUGGUGCACUUCUUUGAGGUACCUCGUAACGACACGUGUCCGGAGCUCCCAGAGAUCACCAACGGAUGGAAGAGCACCUCCCACCCUGAGCUGGUCCAUGGCACAGUGGUCACCUACCAGUGCUACCCAGGUUUCCAGCUGGUGGGCACAGAGCUGCUCAUGUGCCAGUGGGACCUGACCUGGAGCGGAGACCUGCCCAGCUGUGAGAGAGUGCUGUUGUGUGCCGACCCAGGUACUGUGGAGCACAGUCGAAGGGUGAUGUCCGGCCCGCGUUUCACUGUAGGCUCCACAGUCCAGUACAUCUGUAACAAGGGCUACACCCUCUCUGGAAACAGCCUGCUCUCCUGCUACAACCACGGCUCCUCCGGACCUAAGUGGAGUGAGAGGCUACCCAAAUGUGUUUCAGUGAACUAUGAGGCUUGCAGGAACCCUGGCACCCCGUCAUACAGCACCCAGAUCUCAGAGAAGCCUCUCUAUCAGGCCGGGGAGACGCUGCGCUUCUCCUGCCUCAGAGGCCAUGAGUUGCUAGGGGAGCCUGUCCUCCGCUGUGUCCCUGGACACCCUUCACAGUGGAGCAGCCUGCCCCCUGUCUGUAGAGCCUCCUCAAUGGAGUUUAUAAAUGAACGCAGGUUAGACAUUGCCAGUGCCGACUACAGCAUGGAGGGAGCCAACAUAGCUCUAACAGUCUUUAUACCAGUGGCCCUCAUCGUGGUCUUCAUCAUCGGAAUCUACCUUUACUUCUCUAAGGUUCAGGGGAAGCCUAUGUGUCUUCCCAUGUCCACCUCCUUACCAUAUGACCACAUUCCAGGAGAGUCCACCUUCGACAACUCCCUCUACGAAACAGAGACUACAAACAACGAGGACACAAGAGAGUAUGAGGUUUCCAUCUAGAGGCCGGACUAUGUGUUUCAGCAUUGACAGGUCUGGUCUCAAGCCGGUUUGCCUAGUGGAAUUUUGUCUACACUCCACUGUCUGAUAACACACACCGCUCUUUACUUGCCUCCACCUUUUCCUCUGUCUGCUGAACAUAUCUCUGCCCAGCCCACAGUGGAAAUUGGCCAUCACUGCAAAGACUUGAAAACAUGAUUAUUUUUGUAGAGCUUCAACAGCAAUGGCCUAACAGCAGUGUUUGUACAGUUUGUAUCCUGAUAUGAUCAAACCCUAAAGACGUCAGUCCAAUGUGGAACCUCACAAAUGGGAAAUGCUGUAUCUAGUCCGAAAAAUGUAUGUAGUCCGAAAAAUACAAUGUGUAAAUACAACAGGAUAUGUUUUUCACACAGCUUGUAGGGCAUUUUUAUUUUGAGAGAAGGCAAAUCACAAUAGAGCUAGAUUAUUCAAGUGAUGAUUGGAGGGAUAUCAUAAUAACUUGAUGGACUCUUAAAGCUUUCAAAUACACUGGACAAUUGAAACACAUUUUCAUUUUUUUGUACAGUAUCUCCAAAUUGCAAAGAUGACCCUCUCAAAAACAUGUAAACACACCUCUUUUUUUAGUGCAACCUCAUAUGAUUAAAAACAUCAGAAUGUGCCUUAAAUUAAAGGCCCUUUUUAAGCUAUGUUCAUAACAUGUAUAUUUCUGAUACGUCAUUGGUUCAGUUUAGAUUAUUACAUUGUUGAUUUCAUAUGGAUCAUAAAAUAGAGAUAUAGUAAUGCAAAGAAAAAGUUUCUUCUCAUUCACGUUUUUGUUCACAGUUGUAUGUAUGUCUUCAAAAUGCUGAUUAAAAGGUAUUCAUUAAUGAUAUUGGAUUGGCAAACAUCUGAAAAGUCCGUGGCAAAGUGUAUGUAAGUUCUAGUGCCAUUUGUUUUGUGAUGAAAACCAGGGAAGGUUAAAGCUUAAGAAGUCAGUUUUGUGGAUUGGGGAAUUCUCAAAAACUGAUGCAAUGUAUUUGCCAAAAAUAAUAUAGCUGAUUCUGUAGGAGAAUGCAUCACCAUUCAAACUCAAUUUUUUUUUAUCAUUGUCACAUUUUAAUAUUUAUUCAUACAAACAGGUAUGAUGACAAUAUUAUAAUUCUAUAAUCUAGUUUUGAUGCUUUGUAUAUAUACUGAUUAAUCAACUUCAUGAACAAAACACAUCCUCAAUAAAGUUACUAUUCAGAA